UGGUCCUGGUUCUGGACACAUAUGGCUGGAUGAGGUGGAGUGUGAGGGGAAUGAGACGUCCCUGUGGAGCUGCUCUUCUCCAGGCUGGGGAAAACAUGACUGCAUACACAAGGAGGAUGUAGGAGUAGUGUGCUCAGAGUUUAGAGAGGUCAGAUUAACUGAGGGCUGUGAAGGGAAUGUGGAGGUUUUCUACAAUGGAUCCUGGGGAAAUAUAUGUUACAACAAGAUGGAUAGAGACACAGCAAGUCUGAUCUGUCAAGAGCUGAACUGUGGAAGAUCUAGCAGUGAACCAAGAUAUUCAGUGGGACUGAGAUCUGCUCCUUAUUGGUUAGAUCAUCUUAGUUGUCGAAAACACGAUGGGACAUUGUGGCAGUGUCCAUCCUUACCCUGGGGCCAGAACAACUGUUAUGAUAAUGAGGUGGCCAAUAUCAAUUGCUUUGAGAAAAAGAAUCUUCCUCAGAGUCAUCUGACAUGUUCAGCAUAUCCUCACCAGAGACAGUGUUCAAACCAUCUUCCUCUCAGACUGCGUGGAAGGGACCGCCGGUGCUCUGGGAGGCUGGAGGUGUAUCAUAACGCUGUGUGGGGCUCAGUCUGUGAUGAUCAGUGGGACAUCAGCGAUGCUCAGGUGGUCUGCAGGCAGCUGGGUUGUGGAGCAGCACUGAGGGCUGAUGGGAAUUCAACCUUUGGUGCUGGUGAAGGUGUUGUGUGGAUGAACAAAGUCGAAUGCAGAGGGAAUGAGAUUCACCUGUGGGACUGUCCCCUCUCCCUGAAUAACCACACUGACUGCUUCCGCAAGAAGCUUGUUACACUCACCUGUGCAGAUUUGUCAGAUUUGUCAGUGUCCACUACUCCUGCCACGACAUCAUCAGUUUCUCCUUCAGUGAAAUCAUUCUCUCCUUCACAAACUCCUCCACCAGAGUCUCUCCCAGUGCUUGUGAUCGUUCUGGGAGUUUUCCUCUUACUGCUCUCAGUGCCACUGCUUAUACUGAUUCAUCAGAACACAGUGAUGAGGAGAGCUCUCUCAAAGAGAAAACACAGGAUGACGAAUGAGGCCCUUUAUGAGGAGAUUCAGCACAGACCCACAAAUAGACACAGUCUCUUCACUCAGAGGGGAAGUUUCCUUUCUGAAGAACAGCAGCCUGGAUAUGAAGAUGCUGAUGAGUUUCUUUCAGAAGAGCAACAAAUCACACCAGAGAACUAUGAUGAUGUAAUCACUGCUGGAGUGAGACAUCAUGCUACAGGUGCCUUACCAGAAAACUAUGAUGAUGUUGUCAUUGUACCGCAGUUUUCCAGUGAUAAACCAGACUAUGAUGAUGUCGAGGAGGUACCAGGAAAACAGGAAGAAACUGAAUAGCUCAAACCACACAAACUGCCUCAAAUACUUUUUAAGCUAUUAAAGUUUUAGGCUUACUAUAUAAGUUUCAUUUGCAAGUCAACAGUGUUUUGGUUACAUUCUGUAUUGAAAUACACAGUUGCAAUUUUUGUUGAAAAAAUAUGCUUUGCUUUCUUGACCUUUUCGAAAUGUGUUUGACA
Carassius auratus (goldfish) is the source of this 1533-nucleotide messenger RNA. RefSeq names its product antigen WC1.1-like. Gene Ontology annotation, cellular component: membrane. The record is from RefSeq and is a predicted model, not a curated record. NCBI's taxonomy places the organism in Eukaryota, Metazoa, Chordata, Actinopteri, Cypriniformes, Cyprinidae. The transcript is spliced from 10 exons. The coding region runs from base 227 to 1354 and encodes 375 amino acids.